Stylonychia lemnae is the source of this 2052-nucleotide messenger RNA. The record is from the annotation of a GenBank genome assembly. NCBI's taxonomy places the organism in Eukaryota, Ciliophora, Spirotrichea, Sporadotrichida, Oxytrichidae.
AUGUUUGAACUUUUUAAAAAGAAGAAGUAAAAGCGGAAAAAUUACUUACAGUACUGUGAACUCUUGGAUCAAGACUAUAAUUAAAAUAAGAUAGUUGUAAGUGGCUACGGGAAUAAUAUUGUAAAGACUGUGGAGGGUAUGAUGAAAAUACUAAAGCCUUAAGGUGUCACUCAUCAAUAGUAAUAAUCUAGCAACUAGCAAUAGAAGAAUAAGAAAUAGAAAUCGCCUGACAAAGGUUAGAAAGAUUAGUAAAACCAAAACGAGUUAAGUACAGGAUAAUUUUAGAGAUUCUUUUACAACUUUGAUAAGGACAACGCUGAUUCAAUGUUUGGAUAUCGUUUAAAGCAAGAUAAUACACAAAAGAAGUAAUAAGACUAGGCAUAAUUCUUGAAAUACAUGAAUUAGUUUGCAUAAAAUAAACUUAAUGAAUUUCAAUAUGAGAUUCUAAGAAAUUACAUAGAGAAGAGAAAAUACCUGAAAAAAAUUCUUCACCCUGAUGUGAUUACUAGUCUAAAAGAUUUAAGUCCUGGCAAUAUAGUUAUUGAUGAUAAAUAGUAGUAGUACAAAAAGAAAAUCAAGCUGAUCAAAUGGAUAUAUGACAAGCCAUAGCAUUAAACAUCCUCUGCGCUUCAAGACAGAUUGACAAGUCAAUAAACUAAGACUUAAAGGUUUGACCAUUUUAGGGAUAUCAAUAAAAUUCAUAAGAACUCUAGAUAAAAUGAAAAACAAUAAAAAGAUCACAACAAGGACCUCAUUUCCUAUUUAGAGGAAAAAUACGUGGGGUUUUUUCCUAAUAUACCUAAAAGACCUCCAAUCGUUACAAAAAAUGCAAACAUAAACAUCAAUUUCUUUGAGCUUAACCAGAAGAAUAUAAUAAGACAAGAGCUGCCAUUUAAUUAAGAGAUGUAUAAUAAAAACCUACCAGCAAGGAAAAUUCGCAGGAAUUAGAAUCAAGUUAGUAGUUAUAAGAAGUAUAUAAAAAAUUAUCCUAAUCCACCAAAUGGCAUUGUAGAUAAUCUGUUUAUGACUGAAGAAGGAUAGACUUAAAUUAAGAACGAUGAAGUUUUAUUUGGAAUUAAUUAUGCUCAUUUUGCUGGACCAUCUGCAAUAAUAAAGGACUAAGUUCCAAUGGAAAAAAUACUGCUGAGUCAUUAUUCAAGCAAGGCUGACGGAAACAGUAUCAAGAAACAAUAAGCAAUCAAUAGUGUCUAUAGCAAUUUAAAUUCAAAGCUUUACAAUUAAAAGACAAGUACAAAUAACAAUAAUAGUUGUGAUGAAAAAGCUGGGAAUUUUACGACAAUCAAAGAGCCUAGUAUUAAAUCUAAUUUACUGAUGAAGUAAUAGCAGUUUGAAUUUCCAGAUAGCUCACUUAAUUCAGCUCUAUGCUCAUUCAACUAGGAGGGUAAAAAUAUGCAUAAAUUCUAUCAAUCACCCCCAACUCAAUAACAUAACCAGCUGAGAAAGAAUGCUAAUAAUAUACUUAAUGAUAAUUUUCAUUUAAAGGAUUCUCUUGAAUAGUUAUCCCUCAUGGAGAGCAAAACUUCAGGGCAGCAUAUUCCAUCAAGCAUGGAAUAUUACAAAUUAGAAUAGAUGUCUUAGCAAUAAUAGCUUUAGCAUUAGUAAAACUUACUUUAGCGGCGGAUUAUAAUAGACAACUACAGUUCUGAAAUGGGUCUGGAUACUAAGCACUAGAUACUUCAACAAAACAUAUUUAUGAUGAAUGGAGUACCUCAACCUUAUGAAGACUCUCAGGACUCGCAUAAUUAAACACAAACAAGUGGCUUUAUGAAUUAUAAAAAUUAGUAACUGCUUAAUGAAGGAGAGAAAUAUUCAAGACAGCCUAAGAAGUCACUGGGGAACGAGUCUAAUCUGGACUAUAAUAAAUAGAGGGGUGUAUUUUACCAAAAGCCUAGCUUUACAGUAAAACUGAAGAACAGAUAAAUGCUGAGUCUAGAUCACUACAAGCAGUCAACUUUGAGAACUACUCAAUAUCAGUAAAAUGAAUUGUCAAUUUAGGGUACUUAGAGAAAAGAUAAUUAGAUUUUAUUUUGA